GGGACUACCGAGCGGGGCGCCAUGUCGCGGCGRCGGUGGCGCGGCCCUCAGGGCGCCGAGGGCGGCGGACGCGGAGCCGAGAUGGGGAAGAUGGCAGCGGGCGGCGGCGGCGGUGGCUCUGGCCGAUACUACGGCGGCGGCGGCGGUGGCGAAGGCGGGAGGGCUCCUAAACGCCAGAAAACCGAGAAUGUGGAGCCGCCGCCUCACGGGCCCGGCGGGCCGGGGGGAGCGGGCGGCGGGGCCGGAGCGGGAGGAGCGGAGAACUACGAGGAUCCCCACAAGACACCGGCAUCGCCCGUGGUUCACAUUCGGGGCCUCAUCGACGGCAUCGUGGAGGCAGAUCUGGUGGAGGCACUGCAGGAGUUCGGACCCAUCAGGUGGGGACACUGUGGGGACAUCUGGGGACAGCCUGGGGACACUGUGGGGACAGCCUGCGGGCCCGUGCAGAGAAUCGUCAUCUUCCGCAAGAACGGCGUGCAGGCCAUGGUGGAGUUCGACUCGGUGCAGAGCGCCCAGCGCGCCAAGGCCUCGCUCAACGGCGCCGACAUCUACUCGGGCUGCUGCACCCUCAAGAUCGAGUACGCCAAGGUGAGCGUGCUGGGGACACCUGGGGACA
Molecule: messenger RNA, 616 nt
Organism: Malurus melanocephalus (red-backed fairy wren)
Lineage: Eukaryota; Metazoa; Chordata; Aves; Passeriformes; Maluridae
Product: heterogeneous nuclear ribonucleoprotein L-like
Exons: 4
Biological process (GO): regulation of RNA splicing
Cellular component (GO): nucleus
Molecular function (GO): mRNA binding
Source: RefSeq, a predicted model, not a curated record